AUGGAAAGAACUAGAGAAGUACACGAGAUAGAAGAAGAAAAGAGAAAGGAGCUCGUGGAUCAGCAUCGUAGGACUCGACCAGAAUACAAUGAGAGUGAUAUGGUCAUGGUGGCGUUACAUCCACUAAGGUAUGCGAGCAAAGGCAUUAGGGCUAAGUUUGCGCCUCUGCGAGAUGGUCCUUACAUGAUCAUCAAACAGCAUGGGCCAUCUUCAUAUGCAGUAGCGGACCCAUCGAACCCUGUCUUGUGUCUUGGGAUUUAUCAUGCAUCGGCGUUAACUCCCUACACUGGAUUAAGUGAAGAAUUACCCACACCAGUUCAACCGUUAAGGAAGCGAGGCAGACCACGCAAGGGAUCCUGUUUGCGGUCGUGGGAGGCCCAAGAAGCGCUAGAUCUUACCUCGGUGGGACACCUCGGGAACAAAUGA
Messenger RNA from Pieris macdunnoughi, 426 nucleotides. The record is from the annotation of a GenBank genome assembly. Lineage: Eukaryota; Metazoa; Arthropoda; Insecta; Lepidoptera; Pieridae.